Pan troglodytes (chimpanzee) is the source of this 830-nucleotide messenger RNA. It is a transcript of the gene OVOL3, whose product is annotated as ovo like zinc finger 3. Bases 109 to 780 code for a protein of 223 amino acids. The record is from RefSeq and is a predicted model, not a curated record. Gene Ontology annotation, molecular function: DNA-binding transcription factor activity, RNA polymerase II-specific; RNA polymerase II cis-regulatory region sequence-specific DNA binding. The transcript has 3 exons. Gene Ontology annotation, cellular component: nucleus. NCBI's taxonomy places the organism in Eukaryota, Metazoa, Chordata, Mammalia, Primates, Hominidae. Gene Ontology annotation, biological process: epidermal cell differentiation; regulation of transcription by RNA polymerase II.
GGUUCCUCAGAGGCUUCCCCUCCUUUCCCACCAGGGAUAGUCAUCCUGGGGCUGAGGUCUGACAGCAGGUGGAAGCAGCCCGUGUGUGUGGAGAGCCUUCCGGAGGGCAUGCCCCGCGCCUUCCUGGUCAGGAGUCGGCGUCCACAGCCCCCCAACUGGGGCCAUCUGCCUGACCAGCUCCGGGGAGAUGCCUAUAUCCCAGGUGGGCCCCUCACUGUGCCUGGAGGUAAGGGGCAGGAGAGACGCAGUGUCACCAUCUGGCUUUUCUCCUCAGACUGCAGCAGCCUGGGGGGGCCACCGGCACAACAGUCGUCCAGUGUCAGGGAUCCGUGGACAGCGCAGCCCACACAGGGCAACCUGACCUCUGCUCCCAGGGGCCCAGGGACGCUGGGCUGCCCGCUCUGCCCUAAGGCCUUCCCUCUGCAGCGCAUGCUGACAAGGCACCUCAAGUGCCACAGCCCCGUGCGCCGCCACCUGUGCCGCUGUUGUGGCAAGGGCUUUCAUGACGCCUUCGAUCUCAAGCGCCACAUGAGGACUCACACUGCCCUCCCCUCUGCGCCCAUCUGUGCAGGGAUCCGGCCCUUCCGCUGCAGUGCUUGCGGGAAAGCGUUUACGCAGCGCUGCUCCCUGGAAGCUCACCUUGCUAAGGUGCAUGGACAGCCGGCCAGCUACGCUUACCGUGAGCGCCGCGAGAAGCUGCACGUGUGCGAGGACUGCGGCUUCACCAGCUCCCGGCCCGACACCUACGCACAGCACCGCGCCCUGCACCGCGCAGCCUGAUACGGUGUGCCAGCGUCCUCCCCACGAGGCAAAUAAACACAGAAAACUCA